UGUCAAUAUCAUAAGUUAUUACUACAAAACCGAAUUGCCACAUUUGAUGAAUCGAACCUUACUAAUCAACCUCCAGAUCCUGUUACAAUUUAUAAUGCAAUUCAAUUUGUUUCACAAGCGUGGAAUAAAGUUUCUGAAGAUGUAAUUAUUCAUUCUUGGCAAAAAACAGGUAUUCUUUAUUCUACAGAAAUUGACGAAUUUAUGGAUUCAGAAUCUCUUAAUAAUUAUACAAUAGGUAAAAUGCUUACGGUCAAAGAUAUUAUAGCAAAGAUACAAGAAAAUGAGUCUGAAGAAGAACCAGAACGGCAAAUUAAACCUGUUACAGCAAUUCAAGCCAUUACAGAAUUGGAUUCAGUAUUAGGCUAUAUUGAACAACCAGAGUCAAGUUUUAAGAUUGAUAUUAAAGUUUUCUCAGAACUCAAGCAAAUAUGA
This is a messenger RNA of Dentiscutata heterogama, 432 nucleotides long. The record is from the annotation of a GenBank genome assembly. Lineage: Eukaryota; Fungi; Glomeromycota; Glomeromycetes; Diversisporales; Gigasporaceae.